AUGGCCGCUCGCUUUGGACACUUCGAAAUCAUAAAGUUCCUGAUUGAACAGGGCUUAGAUGUGAAUAUAACCGAACGAAAAUGUGGCUCUAGCAUAUUGCACCACGCUGCUGCUAGUCCAAACUAUAAAUUAGUGAAAUUUUUGCUGGAUAAUAACGCGAAAAUUGACGCCAAGAAGCGUAAUGGUGAAACUCCAAUCUUGUGUGCUAUCUCCAACACAAGAAUCAACAUUGUCAAGUUAUUAAUUGCGAGAGGAGCUGAUAUUAACACCGGUCAGGGCUCUAUUAAAAGAUCGAUAAUUCUUCAUUAUAAAUUGUCAAGCUUCGAUACCUGCGCUAAAAGUUGUAGCAUUAUUCUUAAUGUUAGCUUUGACGUUAAAGUUCAAGAUUCUGACAGUCAAUUUGAUUGUGAGAGUAUCAUUGAAUCGCUCAUUGUCACGUUAACAUCAGCCGGUUUAACAGUUUGUGAGGGAAAUCGACAAGCUGGUGAAAAAGGCUACUACGAUGAUUUCACAAAAACGUGUCUCGAAGAGCUUCAAAAAAUGAAAGUUAAUAAAGUCGGUGUGAGUAAUAUAACAUUUUUUAACGUUUUACAUAUGAGUUUUCAUUAUUUAGCGAUUCGAUUAAAGUUUGCGAGCUUAGAUCAAGUUAUUAAUGAAAGAAAAUUAAACAUUGCGUAUCCGACGUACGGAGUAAGACUUUUUCAGAAAUUGUCUAAGGUUCAGCGAAGAAUAAAAUACUUGGAAGAAGUCGAAGAAUUUGUUGGAGGAAUGUUAUGGGAUUUAGGACUUCCGUCGACUUUUAUAAGAGAAUUAUGGUACUAUUUUACCAAUGUACAGUUGAAGAAAAUAAUCUUUCAUAAAAACGAUGAUUUGAGUAUGCUUUUCAAAGAUUUCAUAGAAAUCUAA
Cotesia congregata is the source of this 906-nucleotide messenger RNA. The record is from the annotation of a GenBank genome assembly. NCBI's taxonomy places the organism in Eukaryota, Metazoa, Arthropoda, Insecta, Hymenoptera, Braconidae.